AUGGAAGAUCCAACUAUGAAUGAACAGAACGAGGCAAACAUUGAUCUGGAAACAGAACAAAAUGACGCCACUACAAAUCCAGAUUUAGAUCCAGAAUCUGACCAGGAACAAGAGCUGAAAGAUACAGAAAAUAAAUUCAGUUCGCAGGACCAGCAGGAUUCAUUAGAAGAAAAACCAAGAUGUUCUGUCUCACCAAAGGUAGCCAGGCCUAAACUUCCAGAAUUUACAGGUAAUGGACGAAUUUCUAGUCAUGCUCGUUCAAAAACUGAUCCAGGACGGGGAGGAGAAAUCAAAGCAAUCAUUGAUAAAACUAUGGAAGACAUUAAAGAAUUAAACAAAGUGGACUUCACCAUCUAUAACCGUCCAAAAGUCUUCCCUAAACCUUUACAUCAAAGAUCUCAGUCCACUCAUGCUUCCCCUCGUGCUUCCCCUACCCCAAGUUCUCCUUCUGUGGAGGAAAAAGUCUCCGCCCUCAACAGGAACCGUAGUCGUAGUCUUAAAGUGCUCACAGAUAUGUUAAAAAGUGGACGAGGGGGUAAUGAUUUCAGAUCGGGCAACAUUCCAGAUGUGGGAAAUGAAGUCAAAUCCAACAGUGACAGUCAGUUGCUUCCUCGUCGUCAGGGUAAGGAAUCAAGUGUUGAACGUCGGUCAAGCUCGGAUGGGCAGCUGCAGGCUAAUCGUCAGGAUUCUUCAGGGGAUGUAACUGAAGAGUCUGGAGUUCAUGAUGCUUGUACACCAGACAUUUAUUCCCAUCACAGGGAACAUGGACAGUCAGAUAGACACUAUAGUGAUCGCAGUGAACACAAACAUAAAGGAAGCACAAUUCCUCGUUACAGGCAAGAGUCAGGUAAAUUCAGGCGUGCUAAAAGUGAAGUGCGUAAAGCUGCACCCAUAUCUGAUGAUGAAGGACUGGAUGUAACAUCAGAUCAUGAAUCUGGAGGUCACGGUUUAGUGAAACCUUUUCAUUCAAUUGACACGAACUCAAAGUUUUUCACAUUAUAUAAGACAAAUCCUUCCACGAGAAGACCUCAUUUUAGUGGUUUUGGAAAGCCUCGCUAUAAAUCAAAUUCUCAGGGCGAAGAGCAGGCAACUAGGUCAGAUGAUCAGAUUGGUUCAGCCAAUAGGAGAUUCACUCGCCUUGAACUUACACCCCUCUCCAGCAAGAACACUAAAAGUCGAAUUUCAACCCUCAGACAUGUAACUCAUCCUCCGCAGUCACAGACAACAUUCCGAGAGGGCGGAACAAUGGACUCAAAUGGGUUUGGCACGCUUCUGAAGUCUCCAAGCACAGAGAGUCCUCCACCUUUCCCUGGAGAGGUGGAAAAAACAAGUGACCUGUCAUUGACUGACAGUCAAACAGGCCAGAGUGACAGCAUGGACGAAGCAUCCUAUGGUGAGCAGGAUGAGCAGAGCGAGACUCGGACAGAAUCCUGUGAUAAUGCCAGUGACGUUGACACAAUCAAACCAACAGAGAAAAAAGGGAAUGGAAAAUCGUUAAAACAGAAAUCCAAAAGUGAUCCAAGUUCUGAUAAAAGUCAGUCUGUUGAUCAGUCAGAACUGCCUCAAUUGAUUUCUGUGUCUCAGAGUACUCCUCAUUUGUCAACCGAUGGUAGCCAGGAAACAGAGGAGGAGGUAACUCCAGAGGCAACCCUGGACACAGACAGUCAGGAGGAAGACAAACGCCAGCGGACCCUGAGUUCUCACGAAUCCUUUGAUGAUGGAAUGCCGCUACAGUUUGAUACCACAUGUAGUACAGGAGGAAGUGGCAGUCCCAUGUCUUAUUCUAUAGAGGAGGAGGGAUUGCUGUCCCCAGAUAGUGAUGGCCCUCCCCCUAGUUUUGUCUCAGUAAUGUAUGGGGUGACUUCUGCCCCGUCCACACCUGUGAAUCAGUCCCCAACAAACACGUUGGAGCGUACAAACUAUCUCAACGUUCCUACUAAUGUCACAGUCACCAGCACAGCAAACAAUAAGAAGUCUAUUGGGCGAAGUGCAAGUUCUGCCAGUGUAAUGAAUAGAGAACGCAAGUUCUCCGGAGGUAGCAAAGACAAAGACAGUAUACGCAAACACAGUGUCACCAUAGGUGAUGAUGCAGCAGCCACGUCUAAACCAGAGUUGUUCCCCUUGGGGGACAGUAGUGGCAUGCAGGCACUAAGCAUGCCCAGUAUGACAACGACAUGGAAGAAGGAACGAGGACCCUCUAUGUCUCCAGAAAGGGACCAGUCUCUAGUCAAGGACAAGCGAUAUCAUAUUGUUGAAGAAUUUUACCACAAUGAAAAAGAAUAUGUAGAGGCUUUACAGAAACUCAAAGAUAAAUACAUGACCCCACUGAAAGUGUCGAGUAAUAUAGAUGAGGCAGUAGUGGACAACAUAUUCUACAUGAUCCCAGAGAUACUCACACAUCACACCAUAUACCUGGACUUCCUGGAGAACGUGUGGGCAAAGUGGGACACUAAAACCAGCACCAUUGGAAACAUUAUCAUUGGCAUCUUUUCGAAGCAGACGGUGGUUGAUAGCUAUCUGUCGUUUGUGGAGAACUACAGAACGUCAGGAAAGGUCAUUGAGAAUGCCCUACAGACAAAAUCUUCUGUACAAAAGUUUAUAGAGCAAUGCCAAAGAGACAGUGGGAGCAAAUUGUCCAUGAAGGACCUGAUUGUCCGUCCAAUCCAGCGAAUACCACGCUAUGAACUUCUCAUACAACGUCUGAUAGAGAACACGCCACCUGAUCACCCAGAUUUUCCACUAUUGAAGGAGGCAGAGCGAGUGAUGCACAAUUUUGCCAUCAAACUGGGAACAGUAAAUGAAAGCCAGCAUGAGGAGGACCAACAGAGCACACUCAAGAAGCUUGAACUGCUUGUUCCAGAUAUGUCUCCAUUGGUGGCCCCUGACAGACAGUACCUCAAACAUGACAUGGUUCAGAUCCUGACUAAAAAGGACCAAUGUUGUAUAUGGAUAUUUUCCGACCUGGUCAUAUUUAGCAGUAUUAAGCGGCGCGGUGGACCAGUGACACGCAAAGUCUCAGUUAUUCUGAAAUCUCCAACCGGAAAUGAAUAUGCAGAGAACAUUAAACACAAGGUUUGGCUGCGGGUUGGACUUGAUAACAUAGAGAUAGUAAAAAGUCAAAUUCCUCCCAGUAAAAAGAGUUCACUUGACCCAGAUCAACUGGAGGAAGACAUCAACAUUCUGACAGAGAUCACUGACAUGACCAAUAAACUCAAUUAUCCACAUUCUAGUCUUGAUGAUGUCGUAAAGGAGAUGCUGGCAUCUUUAAAUAAACAAUUUUCUGAAGUUUGCAUACGAAGUCCAACCUUAGAGUCAAACAAAAUGGAAAUUCUAGUCACAACACAGGAAGGGGUGUAUCCCUUGGAGAUCUGCUUUAGUUCUGCUGAGAAGCGAGCCAUCUGGGAAUCAACAUUGCUGGAUGCUAAACAGAAAUUAUCAUUACUGUCUGACAAAAGAGCACCAGAGUUCCAACAACCUUUACAGAUUACAAAGACAAGAGCAGGAAUGCAGUUUUCUUGUGCGGCCCCCAUUGAUGGCUUGAACAAUAGCGGUUACCGUGACGUGUGGGUGUGUAAUAGUGAUGGAUAUGUGGGUCACAUGUGCCUGCUGAGCCUUCAACCUGAGCCAAUCGUUACCUUAAACACACCUGUACCUGGCUGUAAUGCCCGUAUACUGUGUAUAUGUGCCGUUCCAGCCUUCAGUGGUCCAUUUAGGAGAAAGAGCAGUUCUAAGAAAAACCUCCACAAACACUCAGUUCCACCAGUGGCAGAAGAUGGUCCCCAGAUCAACAUAGAAGAGGUGGAUGAUGUGUCAGAGCCUGAGGAGGAUGCAGCAUCUGGAUAUCAAACAGAUUCAGAGUCUAGCGAUGAAGAUGAAGAAGAGGAAUUAGAGGAAGAAGGGGAAGGAGAGAAAGAGUUAGAAGGGGAGGAAGAGGCACCACAGGAGAAGGAGGAAGGCGAGACUGUGUUUGAUAACAAACCUAAGGAUCUGUACUUAGGAGAGUCAGAGGGUAAAGCAAGUCCAGUGUCACAGCUUAUCAACCUGGACCCCUUCACCAUGACUGGAAACUGGCUUCAGGAUGCUCACAAGAGUACCAUGUGGUUGGGCACGGAGGAUGGCUGUAUUCACAUAUUCCAAUGCACAGACAAUAUCAAAACCACAAAAAAUAAACUCAAGAUUCACCAUGGAUCCCCAGUGUAUUGUAUAGUAUAUUUAGACAACAAGGUGUUUGUUUCCUUAGCCAAUGGGGACUUAAUAGUGUACAAGAGAGACUCAGAUGGUAUCUGGGACACCGAGAACCCAUAUACACGUACUGUUGGUAGUGUCAUCUCUCCUAUCAGUCGCAUGUUAGCAGUGGCGGGCAAGCUCUGGUGUGGCUGUCAGAAUAUCAUGAAUGUCAUUAACCCUCUCACAUUGCGAAUAGAGACAACGUUCCAGGUGACGUCCGACUCAAGUCGCUGUAUCCAGUGCCUGGUGUGUGCAGGGCAGGGUGUGUGGCUUGCCUCACAGCAUAGCUCAAAGAUCUCGCUUUAUCAUGCCACAUCCUUUGAGCCACUGCUGGAGGUCAACAUUGCUCACUCUGUAGCCCAGAAACUUCAAUCGGCUGACGACAUCAUUCGACAGCACAAGGCGGCUUGCCUGCGGAUCACAGCUCUACUGGUGUGUAAGGACUUGUUAUGGGUGGGCACCAGUGCAGGCGUCAUACUCACUAUACCGAUGCCCCGCAUCACGUCCACCUCCACAAGGGGCUCCAUAUCCACCCCUUCAGUUACUGGUCUGGUGUUUGGCCACACGGGACAUGUAAGAUUCCUGACCUGUGUAGAACUAACAGCUCCAUCAUCCCCAACAACACCUAAACCCCGAGCUGAGGAUGAAGAGACUGACAAUAAACCAGACAAUCUGGCAAUUCACGACAUUCAUCGACGAUCCUCAAUGGCGGCAACAACAGCUACUAUGGCAACAAGGAUGCUGGUCAUAAGUGGAGGAGACGGAUAUGAAGACUUCCGCAAUAACUCAACCAAUGAAGUCGCAGGACGGGAUGAUAGUACCAACCAUUUAUUACUUUGGCAGGUGUGA
Ylistrum balloti is the source of this 5076-nucleotide messenger RNA. RefSeq names its product rho guanine nucleotide exchange factor 17-like. Bases 1 to 5076 code for a protein of 1691 amino acids. Lineage: Eukaryota; Metazoa; Mollusca; Bivalvia; Pectinida; Pectinidae. Gene Ontology annotation, biological process: actin cytoskeleton organization. The transcript is spliced from 22 exons. The record is from RefSeq and is a predicted model, not a curated record. Gene Ontology annotation, molecular function: protein binding; guanyl-nucleotide exchange factor activity.